Closterium sp. NIES-67 is the source of this 5381-nucleotide messenger RNA. Lineage: Eukaryota; Viridiplantae; Streptophyta; Zygnematophyceae; Desmidiales; Closteriaceae. The record is from the annotation of a GenBank genome assembly.
CUUGAAUCCAUCAACACUGGCGCCCGAAUUUGAGAUUCCAGCCUGAGCCAGCAAGCAUUAUCUCGUUCGUCUAGCACGACCAAUUCCCAGCAACAACCCGCAGCGGCCCCAUUCCACUCAGAACGAGCUUUACAGCGGAAAAGGAAGCUGCUUUGCGGAAAUGGAUGAAAUUGUGGGGAGGAUUGAGUUAGAGGACCCCGACGGCGGAGGAAACACGACCAGUAACAUGUCGUUGGCAGGGCAAGAUGAAACAGUGGAAGUCUUGACUUCAGCUGCGGACUCCCAGAAUUCGAUGGAGUCCCUCGAGACGGACAAUACGGAACAAGAGUCCCAAACGGAGACUGAAAACGCGAUGACAACAACCGACAAGGCAAGUGACCUGAAGGCGCUAUCUGCUGGCGACUCCGACGGCAACGCGGUAGUUUCUGAGCCUGCUAGUGCGGAGGAAGAUUCAGCGGGCGACGCGCGAACUGCUGGCGAGACAAGCGACGGGAUGAGCACGGAAGGUCACUCGAACACGGAGGCCUUGAUAGCCGGCUCACGGGAGCUUGAGCCCGGCCAUGGAGGGCGGCAGGAGGAGAGCCAAGCGGAGAGUGAAGCGUCGCAGGCUGCAGUCGCUCGCGAGGCGACAGACCCUUCGCAUGAAAGUGGCAGCGUCGCAGAGGUCGGGGAGACGGGCGGCGCGCAGAGUGAUGACGUGGGGUCUGGUGCGAAGGAGGGGACUAGCGACGCGGCGGAUGAGGAGAGGAGCAGUGGCCGGGCGGAGGAGGAAGGCGCUGACGGCGCUGAGCACGCGUGCAAGGUGGGAAACGCUGCCGAGGAAGCGCGCGCGUCGAAUUUCGAUAGUGCGAAUGGUGCUGUAGCUGAGGAUGUGCCGAAUCUGAGCGACGCAGCAGCUGAGGAUGCGACGGAUCUGAGCGACGCAGCGGUCCAGCCAGGCACCUGCCAGGAGCCAGCAAACGCAGCAGCAAGCACGGAAGACGCAAGCGCAGCUGAUGCCGAUGCCAACGCAGGCGAACAGGCCGUGGCCGAGGCCGAUGAGGAACCCGCAACCAGUGAAAAGCCACUGGCAGCCAUCGCGGCAGUCGACGAGGCGGCCGCUGUGGGUGAAGGCGCGGGCGCAAGUGCUGCCGGCUCCGCGGGUGAGGGCGCUCCUGCCGCUGCUUGCGCGGAGGCGGAGGGCCCAGUGUACGAGUCCGCGCAGGGCGACGGGGCUGCGAGUGACGCGACGACGGCUGUCGCGGUGGAGGCGCGUGCAGCAAGUGAGGGGGUCGCCGGCGACAAGGAGGAGGAGUCGGGAGAAGAGCAGGCGAGUGGUGCGGCGACUGAGGUGGCGACAGACACGUCUGAUGCGGCGCCAGUCACGGCGGCCGAGGCGGUGAGCUCAGCGGAAGGCGAGGAGGCGGAGGUGAGAGAGGGUGGGGUGAGUGAAAGUGGGGAGGCCGAAAGUGCGGCGAGGGAGGGCGGGGUCAUGGAGAUGGGCGAGAGCGCUGAUGCCCGUGCGGGCACGGGCGAGGUCGCAGGGCGUGUGGGGCAUGAGAAGAGUGCAAUAGCGGGGGAUGUGGAUAUCGGGGUAGUUCAUAGCGAGGAGACGGAGGGACUUGCGGGGAUUGAUGGGGUUGAGAAGAGUGGGGAGGCGGAGAGAGAGAGGAGCAAGGAGGCAGAAGAGGCAGAGGGAGGGGAGGUGACGCGUGGGGAGGUAGCGGGGGAAAUGGCGGUGACUGAGGGCGAUGCGAAUGGGGAGAAGGAAGGGGGGGAGGCGGGUUCAGGUGAGGGGGUGGCGGGGGAGGGCGUGAGCGAGGGGGGAGGAGGGAACGGCGCGCUGUGCGAGGGGGCAGAGAGCGGAGAGGCCGAGGCAGCCGGCGACAAGGGUGAAGCUCUGGAGGCGGAAGGGGCGGAAGGCGCAGACGGAAGAGUGGCGGCAAGCGGGGAGAUUGCAGAAGAGGCGGAAGGGGCGGAAGAUGCAAAGAUCAGCGCAGCAGAGGGCGAGUGCCGCGCAGAGCGGAUGGAUGACGAUGGGGGGCAGGGAGAGGCGAGCGGCGCUGUGGAGGAGAGAGCUGAGGCGCAGCAGGCGCAGGAGGCGGAGGAGGCGGAGGAGGCGGAGGAGGCGGAUGUUGGCAGCGCGGCGAGCGAGGGGUCGGUGGAGGAGUUGCGGCUGCUGGCGGACGUGCUGGCGCUCAUGGACUCGGACGACUCGGGGUCCUCUCAUGGCUCCAAUCGCUCCUCGGCUGCCUCCUCCGAUGGCGACUCUGCAUCGGACGGUCCCGCGCCUCUUGCUGAUGUGGCGAAACACGAGGAUGGUGAGCCCGCUGGAGCCGCGGCGCAGGUGAAUGCUCAGGUGGAAGAAGCAAUGAAAGUACACGUGGCGACGAUCGAAGCGAAGGCUGCCGCCACCAUUGCCGCUGCCGUUGAGAGCCGCGUCGCUGCCGGUUUGAAGGAGCUGACCGCUGAGCUGGAAGCCAAGCUGGCCGGGCAGCUGGAAGAACGCGUAGCAGCCCGGAUUGAAGAAAAGAUGAACGCACGCAUGGAAGAGCGGCUGGCUGCUGACGUGGCGACGCAGGUUUCGGUGCGACUGGCGGAGAUGGAGGCGGAAUGGAAGGAACGGGCAGCUGGGGGAGGGUGGCAGGGGGGAGCGGAGCACCAGCACGCGCAGGGGCAGGCGCAAGGCGCGGGGAAGGUUCCCGCGCAGGGGCAGCAGGGGCAGGCGGGAUGGCAGAAGUGGAUGCUGUGGGGCGCGCGGGAGGACGACAUGCGUAAGCAGGCGGACGAGGAGCGGCGGAAGGAGAUGGCGCGCGUGAGGGAGCAGCUGGAGGAGCAGUGGGGCGCGGAGAUCCACAAGCUGCAGGCGCUCAUGCAGGCGGAACGCGCCAUCUCCGCGGAGCGCCUGCAGGCGCUGGAGCGGCGCUGGCAGCGCAGGGAGGCGGAGCUGGCGGAGGAGAUCCGCGCGGUGCAGGAGGUGGCGGUGAUGAAGGUGGCGGCGGUGGAGGAGCGGUGGGGCGCGAAGGAGGCGGGGAUGCUGCAGGCGAUGGCGGAGGAGAUGCAGCGCCAGGUGGCGGAGCUGAAGGCGGAGCAGGCGGGGUGGGUGGGGCGCGUGGAGGACAUGCGCUUCCGCGUGUCCGCGGAGCUCAAGCAGGCGGAGGGGAAACUGCAGGCGGCGCAGGAGGCGUGGGCGGGGCGGCUGGCGGAGAUGCAGGCGCAGGCGGACGCGGGGCGGCUGGCGGACGUGGGGAGAUUGGUGGAAAUCGAGCGCGAGUGGGAGGGGAAGCUGGCGGAAGUGCGGAAGCACGUGGAGGAGGAGAGGCGGAGGGGUGUAAAGCGGUGCAAAGUGGUGGAGGAAGCUGUAGGCAAGAAGAUGGAGGAGAGCCGGCGGGCGGCAGAAGAGGAGCUGGGGAAGGUGCUGCAGGGGGAGGCGGAUGCGCGCAAGGCGCAGGCGGAAGCCGCGUCCGCGCGGGUCGCGGAGAUCGCCGCGCAAGUGGAGGAAUCCGCGCGGCAGGCGGAGGAGGAGCGCAAGCGGAACCUGAAGCGCGCGGCGAAGAUUCUCAAGGAUUGCACGGGGAAGGCGGAGGCGGUGGAGCAGCGGGUGGCGGAGGCGGAGAAGCGCCUGGACGCGGAGCGCAAGGCGCAGCGCGAGGCGGUUGCGCGAAUCCACGCGCAGCUGGAGAUGAUGGAGGUGGCGUGGGGGAAGCGCGUGGAGCAGACGAAGGCGGAGGUGGCGGAGAUGCAGGCGGAGGCGCGCGCGCAGAGGCGGCGGGACGAGGAGGCGCUGGGCGCGGUGAAGGCGGAGUGGGCGGAGUGGGCGGGGGAGCUGCAGACGCAGACGCAGGCGGCGCUGGGGGACGACGCGAAGAAGCUGGAGCUGCUGGACGAGGUGGUCCUGCUGCUCUUUUCCUCCCACGUCCGCGCCCAGCUCUCCUCCCUGCGCCAGCGCCUUGACGACACCACACAGACGCAUGCAGACAAACUGCGCCACCUCGAGGACCACAUCGCCGCCCGCCUCGACGCCACACGCAAGCGGCUGGACGAGGAGCGGCGGGCGGAGGGCGAGCAGCUGCAGCAGUGGGAGCGGCUGUGGGGGGUGGCGGCGGACAGCAAGUGGGGGGAGACGGUGGGGGAGAGACACUGGAGGGAGGCAGAGCGGUUGAGAGAGGUGCAGGAGCAGUGGGUAGGGCGUGUGGGGGCGCUGAGGAAGCGAGAGGAGGAGGAGAGGCAGGGCGUUGGGGAGAGGCUGAGGAAACUGGAGGAGCGGCUGGAGAAGGGGGGAGAGGGAGCAGGGGGAGGGGAGGAAGGGGAGAGUGGAAGUGGGGUUGGGAAUGGGGGAGGGAGUGGGGGAGGGGGAGGAGGGGGGCUGGCCGCGUGGAGGGAGAUGGCAGGGCGGGAGGUGGAGAGGGUGAGGCGGGAGGUGGAGGGGAAGGGGCAGGCGGACGGGGAGAGGGUGGGGGCGAUGGAGGGGCAGUGGCGCAGCAGGUGGGAGGAGGUGGAGGCGGCAGCGGAGGCGGACAGGAAGAGGCAGCACUGCACCAUCCAGCAGCUCAUGGAGACCGAGGCGGAGCGAGUGGUAGCAGCACGAGCCGCCCUGGACCGCUACGGCAUGGGCGUGGUGCAGCGCGGCACGCUGCGCUUCUCCCACCACCCCGACAUCCCCGACCGCGAUGCCUCUCUCCUGCUGCAGGCACUGCGCCGCUUCCGCCCCCAUCUGCUUCCCACCAUCACCGCGCUCUCCUUCAGCUGGGGCUCCCCCCCGGGCUGUAAGAACAUCACUGGGGAGGCGCUGGAGCACGCUGCCUGCCUGCCGUCGCUCAAGUCGUUGGAUCUCCGCUGCUGCGCCGGGCUGACCCCAGACGGGCUGCGCCACAUCAGCAAGCUGACUCAGCUGGAGCGGCUAGAGCUGUGCGACAUGCGCGGCGUGACGGACGCGGUGCUUGCACAUGUGGCGGAGAUGCGGGGCUUGCGGUUUUUGGAUGUGAGCGGGUGUGUGGGAGUGACGGAUGCAGGCAUGCUGCAUGUGGCGCGCAUGGUGGGGCUGCGGCAGCUGAGGAUGACUGGCUGUCCGCAGGUGACCAGCGCUGGGGUGAGCCUGCUGCCAGGCUGUGUGCAGGUCACACGGUGAAUGUGAGGGGCGCAUGGGAUGACAUCCAUGGGGGUGGGUGGAUGGCGUGCAGGGCUUGCAGGAUGCUAAGUGGCACAGCCUACGAUGGUGUGGUGUCCAGGGUGCAAUGCAGUAGAUCAAGAGACCAUAUAGCUGCGGCUGUUAGCGGGUGUUCCCUCUUCUUGCUGUGAUUUCCAUAUACUUGGAGCUAGGCUUCUCUUUAUUGGUACUUUUUCUCGGUUCUGUUUAUCUUUGUUUGCUGUUCUUUGGCCUUCAAAAAAAGAGAAGUGCAGUA